AUGCACAUCACUUUCACCUCAACCGUCCUGGCUGUGCUCUCCGUGACAGCCAUAGUGGUGGCAGCUCCAACGGAACUUGCAAGUCGCCAAUCUACGGUGCGAAUCAUGGCUCUUGGUGACUCCAUCACCGGUAGCCCAGGCUGUUGGCGGGCUUAUCUUUGGCAGAAGCUUCAACAAGCCGGCAUCAAGAACACCGACUUUGUAGGCACGUUGGCUGGCCAGGGCUGUGGCUUCCAAUACGAUGGCGAGAACGAGGGACAUGGUGGUUUUCUAGCGGUAAACAUUGCGAACCAGAACCAACUACCGGGUUGGCUUUCAUCUACUAAGCCCGACAUCGUCAUGAUGCAUCUCGGUACGAACGACGUUUGGAGCAACCGCUCGCCCCAAGAAAUCACCACCGCAUUCAGCAAGCUCGUAGACCAAAUGCGCGCUUCGAAACCUACCAUGAAAAUCCUCGCCGCGAAGAUCAUCCCAAUGAAUCCGUCCAACUGCGCCGAAUGUGGGCCACGCGUCGUAGCUCUGAACAACGUGAUCCAGACGUGGGCAGCAAGUAUGACGACUACGAACAGCCCUAUAACAGUUGUGGAUGCAUGGACUGGAUUCAACACUAACACAAUGACUGGCGAUGGUGUUCACCCAAAUGAUGCAGGCAACAAGAAGCUGGCCGACACUUGGUUUCAGCCGUUGGCGGACGCUAUUAGAGCCUGA
This is a messenger RNA of Alternaria burnsii, 708 nucleotides long. RefSeq lists its product as uncharacterized. The transcript is spliced from 3 exons. Bases 1 to 708 code for a protein of 235 amino acids. The record is from RefSeq and is a predicted model, not a curated record. NCBI's taxonomy places the organism in Eukaryota, Fungi, Ascomycota, Dothideomycetes, Pleosporales, Pleosporaceae. Gene Ontology annotation, molecular function: phosphatidylcholine lysophospholipase A1 activity.